AUGAACGAACUUCUCGACCAGCAAAUAACCGCCCUUCAAACAAUAGGAAGUUCGCUAUCUAACUUCAAGAAGAUACGAAAAAACAACUACACGCCGGCCAUGAUCCGACAGCGGAUGACAACGCUAAAGGACACUUGGGCGACAUGCCUCGCCAGGCAUGCCCGAUUGCUACAAACCGUCCCGGAAGAAAACCGAGCCACCCUAACGUACUUCAGGGAAUUGCAGCUCGAGCUAAACCAGGAGGUCUACGAAACCACGCUCGAUUACAUGGCCACCUGCCUCGAGGAACUGGAGCCACCAGUACCAGCAUCAUCGUCACCAUUACAUUCGAUAAGUACAUUCGAAAAAGCGUCCUUUUCCUUGAAUCAUCUUCCUCCGAUCAGGCUUCCCCCGUUUUCCGGGAAUCUUGAUGAAUGGGAGAAUUUCCGAGAUCGAUUCACGUCUCUCAUCAUACAGAACAAUGACCUCACUGCAUUCUCAAGGAUGCAUUUUCUUGCAUCCAGUCUUAGCGGUCGUGCGCUUGACACGAUAAAGUCAAUUCAAGUCACCGCGGCUAACUUUGAAAUAGCGUGGAAAACGCUGGUGUCACGCUACGAUAAUACGCGACGGCUCGUCGAAGUACACGCAUCCGCGCUCUUCAACCUUCCGUCGGUCGGUCGCGAGUCCGCGCUCGAAUUGAACGAACUUCGUGACAGAGCCAAUCGGUCAAUCGCGUCAUUGAGAAACUUGAAUCGAUCUAAUGACGAGAUACUCAGUGACUUGCUGGUGUACAGCGUGACUCAACGACUCGAUCACGCAACCAGGAAGGCGUGGAGGCUUAAAACGGGCGACGACGCGAGCGUUCCGACAUACGAAGCCCUUGACAAGUUCCUUGAGACGCGUGUUCGCGCUCUUGAGGAAUUGACCCCUCAAGGUUCUUCGAAGCACGCCCGUACAGCCAGAGUAACGAGCGCGUCUGCAACCGCUUCGAGUCCAGCGUGCCCCCUCUGUGCCGCGUCUCAUUUCAUUAAUCGGUGUCCGCAAUUUUUAAAGAAGACGCCGACUCAAAGAAUGGAAGUCAUUAAACAAGCAAACAGAUGCCUCAACUGCUUGAGUUACAAACACGCUGCUCAAGCGUGUCCCAGCCGAUAUUCAUGCCGUACAUGGCAAAAUAGACAUCAUUCCAUGCUUCAUAAUGACUCGGCCUCUCCUUCCUCAAAUGCGACUAGUUUAAGUUUAACGACCAACUCAGACAUCUCCGCCGAAAAUAAAAACAACGAUCACGUUUCCGCUCUAUGCUCAACUCUGCCGUUCGCUGCGCGAAAGCGCGUAUUGCUCGCGACCGCGCGCGUUAAUGUAAUAUCUCCGGCGAAUCGCAAGCUCGCGGUACGAGCACUCCUUGAUCAAGGCUCCGAAAUCACAUUCAUAAGUGAACGUCUCACGCAAACGCUCCGGUUGCGCCGCUUCAGCAUGCCUCUCGAAAUCUCUGCCGUCGGUGGAGUAAAUAUCGGUAAAAGCCGUUACGCCGCUCAGAUUCAGGUCGCUCCGAUCAACGGAUCAGCAUCGGCGCUCGCGACAACGGCGUCAAUUCUAAAGUCAUUAACGAAAUAUUCGCCAUCACAACCGCGAAAUCAUCAUGAGUGGACUCAUCUAGCUCAUCUCGCGCUCGCUGAUCCGACUCCCUUUAGCGCCGAACCUAUUGAUGCGAUAAUCGGAGCGGACCUCUAUAGCGAAAUGCUUCUCGACAAAGUAAUUAAAGGCGCACCUGGUCAACCAGCUGCGCAAGCAACUAUCUUUGGAUGGAUAUUGUCAGGUCCAACCUCCGAUCCCGCUCCUCCGGGUCACGUGAUCAGCGUUCGGCAUUGCGCCAGUACUGACACUCUGGAUCGCGACAUCCGGCGAUUCUGGGAGAUAGAGGAAGUUUCGCGUAAACCGCCGCUCACACCGGAAGAGCAGCAAUGCGAGGAUCAUUUCGCCAACACGCAUUCUCGCGGCCCUGAUGGACGAUAUAUUGUACGGUUGCCGUUUAAGCGUGGCCCUCCGAUCGAAAUUGGCAACUCACGAGCCACCGCGGAACGGUUACUCAGAGCGCUUCAUCGUCGUCUUUCGGUGCGACCCGAAUUGAAAAUCGAGUACUCACAAUUUUUGUGCGAUUAUGAAUCGUUGAAUCACAUGCACCGGGUGACAGAAGCGAACGACUCAUCUCAAACCGUGUAUAUACCGCAUCACGCCGUUAUUCGGGAUGGCAGCGCGACGACGCACCUUAGAGUAGUUUUCAACGCGUCAUGUCAAACUUCCAACGCAACCUCGCUCAACGACCAUCUCCUCGCAGGCCCAAAAUUGCAAGCAGACUUGUCGGCUGUCAUCCUACGUUGGCGGCUAUUUCGAUACGUUUACGCGGCUGAUAUCACAAAAAUGUAUCGGCAGAUUCAAAUCGAUCCGCGAGAUAUCGAUUACCAACGUAUUCUUUGGAACCCUGAACCCAACAAUCCUGUGCUAACAUAUCGGCUCUCGACCGUCACGUACGGCACCGCGUGCGCUCCUUUUCUAGCUCUGCGCGUGAUACGACAGCUGGUUGCGGACGACGGCGCCGCGUUUCCACUCGCCGCGUCGGUAUUAUCCGAAAACGUAUACGUGGAUGAUGUCCUGUUCGGCGCCGAAAGCGUGCCGCGCCUAAAGCAGAUUCGCACUCAAGUCUGUUCACUGCUGCGACAAGGCAAGUUCGAACUAAGAAAGUGGUCGAGCAAUUCAGCGGAGCUGCUGGACGAUAUCAGCGUUGAAGAUCACGGCAUCGCGUGCGACAAAACGUUGCAAUCCGACGAAAGCCUAAAGAUCUUGGGCAUCAUCUGGAGUCCAUCCACUGAUGUAUUUCAAUUUAAAGUCUCUUUUGAUUCGGCUCCGUCUACAACCAAACGAUCAAUUCUAUCCACCAUCUCAAAGCUCUUUGACCCUCUCGGGUGGAGCACACCAGUCACAGUCACAGCAAAAAUGUUUAUUCAAACAUUGUGGCAAUCUAAACUUGACUGGGACGAUGUUCUCCCUCCCGAUCUCUUAAUUCAAUGGGAGCGUAUUCAAUUUUCCCUCUCAGAGCUACACGGACUUUCAUUGCCUCGCUGGGUUCAGCACGAAGCUCAAACUGAGCAAUGCGAAUUGCACGGCUUCGCCGACGCAUCCGCGCAAGCAUAUGCUGCUGUGGUCUACCUCAGGCUGGUGUCUAAGUCCGGCGUCGUGACCACUCAGCUGCUUAUCGGGAAAUCUAAAGUCGCGCCGCUGACUCCUCUCAGUAUCCCGAGACUCGAACUACAAGCCGCAGUGCUACUCACUCGUUUAUUAGUAUUCGUCAGAACAACUCUCUCUCUCUCAACUGCUCCAUGUUAUUGCUGGACAGACUCUACCGUGGUCCUUGCGUGGGUGACCCAACACCCCUCCAGAUGGAAGACGUUCGUCGCGAAUCGCGUAUCCGAAGUUCAAACGCGAAUUCCGAACGCCUCAUGGAGACACGUGACAACCGAUGAUAAUCCCGCCGAUUGCGCGUCUCGCGGAAUCCCGGGUCAUUCGCUCUCGUCACAUCCGCUCUGGUGGUCAGGACCACCGUGGCUUCGGCACCUCGCAGCGGAGUGGCCGCAGCCAAUCCACUCGACUCACCUCGAUACACCGUUCGAAAGCAAAAAUGAAACAGUUUCGGUUUUUGUCGCGUGUCAAAAUUCGUGGGAAUUAGCAACGCGAUAUUCUUCAUGGCCUCGUCUCAUUCGAAUUACAGCAUACAUAAUGCGAUUCGUGACAAGAACGCGACGGAAACCCGAUGUUCACGAUAGCGUCGAGCAAUAUAAGGCGGCGAUUCAUGCUCGCGAAUGUCAAAUCGCAACGGAGUUUUGGCUCCGAUACAUUCAAGCACAGCUUUUCCCUCACGAACGAAAGGCUCUGCUAAAUGAUCAACCAGUCGCGUCUAAAAGCCCACUGGCCUCGCUCAAUCCGUUUCUGGACCAUGCCAAAAUAAUUCGUGUUGGCGGGCGGCUGGCACACGCUACCAUCGCGUUCACCGCAAAACACCCCAUAAUUUUAGCCGCGCAUCCUAUCGUUCAGCUAUUGAUUCAUCACAUUCACAUUAAAACCAUGCACGCCGGUCUUCAACUCACGCUUGCGACUCUCCGACGCGACUACUGGGUCUUACGAGCGAGACCGAUCACCAAAACCGUAAUUCAUCGUUGCGUUAUCUGCACUCGGGAGCGAGCAACGAUUCCAAUGCAACUGAUGGGAAAUUUGCCAAAGGUCCGCGUCAAUUCUCCAGAGCGUGCGUUUGUGCAUUGCGGAGUGGAUUAUGCCGGACCAGUUCUAACGCGUUCAAUGGCCGGGCGCGGAAGGACGUCACGCAAGGCGUACAUUGCCAUAUUUAUCUGCAUGGCCACUCGAGCCAUUCACCUCGAGCUCGUCGACGGCUACUCAACGGCGGCAUUCCUCGGAGCCUUCUCCAGAUUCUGCUCGCGACGCGGUCUUCCUACGUCCGUCUACUCAGAUAACGGCACGACAUUCGUGGGCGCCGAUCGCGAGCUCACCGCCGCAUUUCGAUCGGCAUUGCGAGACCCGAGUUUUUUUAAUAAAACAGCCGCUGACAGCAUUUCCUGGCACUUCAUUCCCCCUUCGGCUCCGCAUUUUGGCGGUAUCUGGGAAGCCGGAGUUCGAAGUGUCAAGCACCAUCUCCGGCGAGUCAUAGGGUCUCAUACUCUUACAUAUGAAGAAUUCUCUACCGUACUGUGCAAUGUCGAGGCUUGUCUAAAUUCGCGGCCUCUAGCCCCUCUCAGCGACGAUGCAACUGACUACGACCCGCUAACCCCGGGUCAUUUUUUAAUUGGCUCCGCAAUUACGGCCGCUCCCGAGCCCUCCAUAUUUGAAGUGCGAGAAAACCGACUUACGCGCUGGCAGCUCGUGCGGCAGCUUACAGAGCGCUUUUGGAGGCGGUGA
Molecule: messenger RNA, 4938 nt
Organism: Solenopsis invicta (red fire ant)
Lineage: Eukaryota; Metazoa; Arthropoda; Insecta; Hymenoptera; Formicidae
Exons: 1
Coding region: 1-4938 (1645 amino acids)
Biological process (GO): DNA integration
Molecular function (GO): nucleic acid binding
Source: RefSeq, a predicted model, not a curated record